Molecule: messenger RNA, 948 nt
Organism: Parascedosporium putredinis
Lineage: Eukaryota; Fungi; Ascomycota; Sordariomycetes; Microascales; Microascaceae
Source: the annotation of a GenBank genome assembly
AUGCAGCUCACGUUAAACCGGACCCCCAUGAAUGUUGGCAUUAGGCGACUCACCGCCGCGCGAAUCCUCACGUAUGGCUACGACGCAUACGGGGCCAAACUUUCGGUCGUAUCAUCGAACCGGCUCAUCGAUCACGCGACAAACCUUCUGAACGACUUGACGACGGAAAGGUCCUCGGCGGGCGCGGCAUCUCGCCCUCUCAUAUUCGUGGCUCAUAGCCUCGGCGGUCUUGUCUGCAAGGAGGCCAUCUUACUCUCGCGGAACCACCCCGAGGCUCACCUUCGGGGCAUAUUCGAUUCUGUAAGAGGAGUCAUUUUCAUGGGGACUCCUCAUAAGGGAUCCUGGAUGGCCGACUGGGCAAAGAUACCAAUCUCGGCUCUUGGCCUUGUCAAGUCCACAAACGGGUUUCUCUUGGACGUCUUAAAGUCAGAUAAUCAGUAUCUUGAGUCCCUUCAAGUGAGAUUCUGGUCAAUGACACGGGAAUUGAGAGAGGCCGGGAGGGCUUUCGAAGUCACAUGCUUCUUUGAAGAACUGCCCAUGUCUGUGGUCGGGGAAGUCGUGUCAAAGGAAUCAGCGACCCUCGAGGGCUAUAGCUCCUUUAGCAUCCACGCCAACCAUAGUGAUAUGGUUAGGUUUGCGUCGGCGGAAGAGAAUGGAUUCAAGCGACUAGUUGGCGAGCUCACCAGGUGGAUGCUGAUAGUGGAAACCCCGGCCGCUAGUCAAGCAGCUGAAGCAACAAGAGAACAACUAGUAGCAAGAGAGCAAUUAGCAGCAGAAGAACAAGAAGCCUAUAGGCCGGUUGGCGCCUCCUUCAACAAUUAUGGAACCGGAAGCCAGUUCACCAAUAUAAACGGCGCUCAAUAUAACAACACAGGCAGUGGUAGUCAGUUUUUGGCGAAUUCAAGGGGCCUAUGCAUUUUGGCCGUCCGUGGACAGAUCGAUCCAUGA